Colletotrichum acutatum is the source of this 927-nucleotide messenger RNA. RefSeq lists its product as uncharacterized. NCBI's taxonomy places the organism in Eukaryota, Fungi, Ascomycota, Sordariomycetes, Glomerellales, Glomerellaceae. The transcript is spliced from 3 exons. The record is from RefSeq and is a predicted model, not a curated record. Bases 1 to 927 code for a protein of 308 amino acids.
AUGGCGUACCUUCCCUCGUUGUCUCUCAACGCCCGUGUCGUCAUUGUGGUGCCUUUAUGCCUGACGAACCUGCUGGCUCUUGAGAAGGAGGAAGACCGUUUCCUCCUCCGCCGCCUGGGUCGUGGGCGUGAGCAUUGCCCUCGCCGACGCCGCAUUCUCCUGGAUCUCGUCGUGGAUCCCGGUUUUGUUGGUAUUCGACAUCUUCGCGACCUCCUGGCUGGUUUGCCAUACUUUGGGUUCGUCCGAUAUCCAUCCCAUCAUCCCAUCCCAUCAUCUCAUUCCAUCAUCCCACCACAUCUUCCGUUCUUUACUAACCUGUCUCAGUCAUCCACCACCUCAUCCCCGCCGCCCGCGAGGUCCCCUUCUGGACCCUCCGCCCGCCCUCGGAGCUCGUCACCGCCUGUGCCCUCUUGGGUGUUUACGUCUUCGUCCUCUUUCACACAGCCGGCUGCCUGGUGUCCCUUUGGUGGUAUUCCUACGGUAUACUCCGACGAGGAUAUCGGAUCCCCAGAGGCGCCAUUACCUGCCGAAAGAUGGUUAUGCAGACCCUGCCCGACGCCGACGAUUCCCGGUACUGGUUCGACCUGGGGUUCCGACCCAACCUCUGCCUUCGCUGCUCCCGUAACGCCGAUUUGGAAGGUGGGGAGGGCCCUGGGUCGAUGCUGGACCGGAUGUACCACGGCACGACGAACAAGGGGGUGGACUUGGGGUGCAUCGCGCUCUUUGACCACUAUUGUUGGUGGUUGUGGUGUCCGGUCUCCUUGGAGACUCAGAAGCCAUACCUGCUCUUUAUGGGUUGGGUUGUGGUCUUCCACCUUUACUCUUUGGGGAUUCUCUGCUUCUCACUGGCGUCCUUUGGAACCAGGUGGUCGCUGUCCCCAGUUGUCGUGGCUGCCGGAGCCCUUCCCUUCGUUUUUCUCUGGGUGA